UUAUUUGAAACCAGGGGUUGAUACGGGUGGUGAACAAGGAACAACUGAAGUCUGAAACACCAAACAAUGUCGGAAUUAUAUCCUACCAACCGUUGGAUAAAGUAUGGAUUACGGCCGGAAAGGGGGUGAACGUCAUAACUAAUGCACAGAAUGUUAGAUACUACAAAGUUAAAGGGAAUCGUCUGAGUCAGACGAAUUUUGUUGGCUAUCGUGUACUCGACAGAGCAUCCAAAUAUAUGUCAGGGAACUGGAAGAGUGGAACACAAGAUCUAACUAACGAUUUCGAUAAACCCAAAGUAAAUAAACCAAUCCGUAUCCACAAGACUCUACAUCCUCCAGUCAGAAUGUACAAGAAAAUUAUUAAUGAAGCUGGGCAUUUAAAUCUUGCGAUUGGGUCACAGUGGAAAAAAGUGCUUGGGAACAAAGAAACGACUAUACUCUGCAAAAAAGAGGCGACAAAUGAAAAAUACACGCCAGAACUGAAGGCUAAUAAUGUCUCAGCCAAUUUCGAUUCUUAUUUUGACUUGGUGUCUCAAGAAGUCUGGAUAUGUCUUGUAUAUGAGGGUGAUAUGAAAGAGACAAUUCGAAGGGUUGUGAGUACGUUUAAAAUCGACUAUGAAAAAAUUAAGCAGUUUUCUGUGAAACACCUAUACUUUUACGAUGGGAUAGCUGUGAGUUAUGGAAAAUAUAAACCUGAAGGCAAACCAGAAACAUCAAUAUUGGAGAUAGGGGAAGUGAAAUAUCUUGAUUCGACUGACAAUACUGUUCUCAAGUAUGAGGGAUUGACAAAACUAUCGGAAGGAUUAGCAACUAAUCUCUCUAAUAACCGAUUGUUAUCUAAUGGAGAAGAGAGGAGAGAUUUCGUGUUGCACGAUGUGCUGGGUGCUGAUGGAGUUUUCAAAACUGAUGUUGGCUCCUCAGGCAUAAUUGUUGAAGCUGGUGCAAAGAUUCCCGAAGACGCUGAACUUAUUCUCGAUAAUCUGGAAUGCACUUAUCAGGAGCCAACAUCAGUACAAGGAUAUAGCCAAGAAUUGCUACUGAACCAAUAUUAUGUAACGAAAAUUUUCCAUUAUGGCAAGGAUGGUAAUACGAACUUUGUGAAACGCACAGAGGUGCCAUUCGAGUCGUUUGCCAGUUGGUUUGAGAGAAUUGAUACCUCCUCAAAUGGUGAACAAAUAAUGCACACGUGUAAAAGUAAGGGAAAUACAUACUUAAGAGUGAUGACAAGGCUGGUAUUUCUGAGCUCAAUCAAUUUAGCUGCCGUAUAUCAUUAUGAUGGUGUGACUAUUCAUACACACCCGAACCAGCAAAGCCCUGAAAUAACAGAGGUCAAAUUUUAUAAACAACAGGGAAGUUCUAUGGAAUUGGUGAAAUUUGACGGCUUCGUGAGCUAUAAAAAAAAUGAAAAUCAACCACGAGAUAGAUCAGUGGAUUACGUUGGGUCAGGCACAAUACAUGAGAUUCGCUAUUACCUGGAUACUCCAAUUUUGCACUUCAAAGAAGGUUUCCACGUGGAAAGGGGAGUCGCCAUUGAGAUUGGCUCUCAACCUGAAGAAACAUUCGAAACUCUUAAAGGGGAAAAAGUCAUUUGCGUAGAGGUUAAGGAUCAGCAACUGCAGAAAAUUCAUGCAACAAAGGUGUUCACGAAUUUCCCAGUGGAUGUUUCACAAGCAACUCGAUCGAGGGAAAGAAAAGGGCGAGGAAGGCGUUCGGCAUCACUUCCUCCCACUCCGACACCGUCUACAAGUCCGAACAGAAAGCAUUGGGCAGCGAUAAACAAAGAUUUCAAUGGCCACUUCUACGAACGGUCUCAAAGACUGUGGACUUGUACGAAGGAAUCGGAACUCGUGUUUCAUGCAGUGAUUAAUGUGAUGGUGAUGGCUGAUGAACUACACCUAGCUCGAGUAUUCCUCAGGGACGGUGUCAAGGUGGACGUCGUCACACUUCCUGAUAAUCUAAAGAUCAUAGAAACAACUGAACUCAAAUUCUUCACAGUUGAUGAACAAUCUAAUAUCAAAAUCAUUUCAUAUGUUGGCGACAUCGUAUUUGAAACCACCGAACAUCCAAUACUAGGCAAACUUUUCAGUGGAAGCUAUGAAUCCAAGAUUAACAGACUGUUUUCUGAGGAGGCUAUUGUGGAAGAAGGCUAUUCUUACAUCCAGCUGUUGGCAUACUAUCAUAUAGUGGAAGGUUUUAAUAAAAAACUAAGUGGGAACGGAAAUAGCAGUACCAGUAAUAAAGGAGUUCCAUCCGCACCAAUACCGGAAACAAUCACGUACAUGCCAAAAGGAGAAACCAAAAUAAAGGACUUGGAUACAUUCAUACCAACGUAUGAAUUAAUAAACUCUGAUAAAAGGGCCUUGGAACUGGGCUUCACUGGAGGUCACCGAGUCCAACACCUCGGUCACCGGCUGUCUAUGGCUCCCAGGCAUGUGAUCUCCGGGACGGGAGAAGCGUUCCCAAUCCCUAUUGGAUGUCCUCUUACUAUUCCACUCGUAAUCGACAAGAUAAAAGGGCCCUGGAACUGGGCUUUACUGGAGGUCACCGAGUCCAACACCUCCGUCACCGGCUGUCUGUGGCUCUUCUCGCCAGCGCUGUACCUCGAUGCCACACAUGUUCUUCCUUAA
Messenger RNA from Nilaparvata lugens (brown planthopper), 2627 nucleotides. RefSeq lists its product as uncharacterized. The transcript has 17 exons. Bases 237 to 2627 code for a protein of 796 amino acids. The record is from RefSeq and is a predicted model, not a curated record. Lineage: Eukaryota; Metazoa; Arthropoda; Insecta; Hemiptera; Delphacidae.